Messenger RNA from Centruroides sculpturatus (bark scorpion), 1186 nucleotides. Its product is annotated as hydroxysteroid dehydrogenase-like protein 1. Gene Ontology annotation, molecular function: oxidoreductase activity. NCBI's taxonomy places the organism in Eukaryota, Metazoa, Arthropoda, Arachnida, Scorpiones, Buthidae. The transcript has a single exon. The coding region runs from base 94 to 1041 and encodes 315 amino acids. Gene Ontology annotation, cellular component: endoplasmic reticulum. The record is from RefSeq and is a predicted model, not a curated record.
AUAUAACGGUUAUGCUAUACUGAAGAAAUACAAUAUGCCUUUGUUUUCACGUGACAACAAUAUCUAUUAUACGACACAACGUGUUCAUUCGAUAUGUUUCAAUGCGAAAGUCCACACCUUUAUUUUCUGGCAUUUGUUGGGUUCAUCUUUACUUUACUAAUUUUAAUCCAUUCUUUCAGCGUCUUCAUAAGAGGAUUAAAACUCUACGUUUUCUCCAAAUUCUUCCCUCCAAAUGUUAAUAAAUAUGGAGUUUGGGCAGUGAUCACGGGUUCCACAGACGGAAUUGGAAAGUCCUACGCCAAAGAACUAGCAAGAAGAGGAAUGAACAUCGUUUUGGUGAGUAGAAACUUGGAAAAAUUAAGAAUAACUGCGGAUGAAAUGGAAAAGGAAUUUAAAGUUUGCGUACAAGUUAUUCAGGCGGAUUUCACGGAAGGUUGGACACUAUACGAAAGAAUAAAGAGUGAGUUAAUGUCGAAGAAUAUAGGUAUAUUAAUCAACAAUGUGGGAUUAAUGGCGCCUCAACCAUGUCAAUUUUUGUCAUUAAGUCAACGAAAUAUACUUGAUAUAAUUCACGUUAAUAUCACUUCCGUGUUGUUAAUGACCAGCGCAAUUUUACCGAAAAUGUUGGAAAGAAAACGUGGUGCCAUUGUAAACAUGUCCAGUCUCAUAGCUUUGUAUAAUAUACCACUGUUCAGCUGUUACGGUGCGUGUAAAUCCGCUGGUAAUUCGAUCGGUUUAGCUCUUACGUACGAAGAUUUAACAGGAAUCAACUUUCAAACUCUCAUCCUUUCUUGCGUUACUACAAAUUUAUUAGAUUACAGCAACAAGAUAUGGAAAUGGUUAUCAUUCUUCGCUCCUAAUGCAGAUUCGUAUGUAAAAAGUGCCAUCAAUACACUAGGAAGAUCUAAUCAUACGACUGGAUACUUUGGCCAUUCUUUGCAAAUCUCUUUCAAGAUUUUUCCCGAAACUGUUCAAAAAUAUUCAUUAUAUUGGAUAUGUUCCUAUUUGUUUAAAAGAAAAGAAAAUCGAACUUGUCAGUAAUAUCAUUAUGUAAAUUCUCGUAUAAUACAAGUUUAUAAAAGAUUAUAUUAAUGUGUAAUGUUAUUUCAGCCAAACCUGUGAACAACGGACACUAACAAUGAUGGUUAUUUAGAGAUUAUUCUUUGUAUUAUUAAUUAUUACGUGU